This is a messenger RNA of Trypanosoma rangeli, 762 nucleotides long. RefSeq lists its product as uncharacterized. Lineage: Eukaryota; Euglenozoa; Kinetoplastea; Trypanosomatida; Trypanosomatidae. The record is from RefSeq and is a predicted model, not a curated record. Bases 1 to 762 code for a protein of 253 amino acids. The transcript has a single exon.
AUGGACGUCCACACACGUCCCGCGCGGUGGGGGGAGGUGCAGCGGCUGCUUCCUCGCCCUGCCUGCCCAACGCCUCCCGUGGAGGCGAAGGAGGGAGGUGAGGCCAUACACAGCGUCCCCGUCUCGUGCCGGGACUCAAUGACUUCGUCCUCGCUUCCGGAUGGGGUAUCUCACUUUUUUUCACUCGCCAUCACUCGCCAGGAGUCGCUUGCCACAACGUUUACCGCGGCCUCCCGCACAACCUCGCCGCUUCCGCAAAAACCCUACGCCAUGCCGCGGCUGGACCGUCCGUGUCGCAGCCUUCUGCAGCCCCUCUGGAGUGACGUACAGUGCGACACCGCCACUGAUUUCGAUGAGGACAUCGUCUGCCGCUCCGGGAGCUGCUCACGGUGCCCUUCCUGUACCUCCUCCUUUAGCCUUGGCGCAGGGUGUGUGACACCGCUGACGUGGAAGAUGUCCUCCUUGGUGAACGGCAUUUCCGCGUCUGGGCGCACCGCAGACUCGCCGUGCCUGGCAUCCAUGCAGGAGGACUCGCUGGGGGCAGCCCUCAUGGAGCGACGCGCCAAGGAGGUGGCGGAGGCCAUGGCUUCGUGGGGCACACCAGCGCCGGGGGUGCUGCCGGUACUCUCUGCCUCAGACUACGAGGACGACGUGGAUGGAGGGGGUGACGUGCAGGAUGCCUCGCUGCCGCUUCAGGAGCGGAGUAUGGCCCUGGUGGAGGUUUUUGCCGAGCGAGCCAGGCGACAGCUGCCUCUUGAGUAG